This is a messenger RNA of Bactrocera dorsalis (oriental fruit fly), 2140 nucleotides long. RefSeq names its product beta-glucuronidase. Gene Ontology annotation, molecular function: carbohydrate binding; beta-glucuronidase activity. The coding region runs from base 1 to 2109 and encodes 702 amino acids. NCBI's taxonomy places the organism in Eukaryota, Metazoa, Arthropoda, Insecta, Diptera, Tephritidae. Gene Ontology annotation, biological process: glucuronoside catabolic process; carbohydrate metabolic process. The transcript is spliced from 11 exons. The record is from RefSeq and is a predicted model, not a curated record.
AUGAUUAUAGUGAGAACGUACAUUAGGUUUCUGAACCUUUUAUUUGCAAUUUUUGGAAGUAUCGAUCAUUCCCUCGGAAUACCGGAUGUGAAAGUACAGUAUAUACCAGCAAACAAAAGUGGUAAUAUAGACAACAAAGGUAAAUCUUUCAAUUAUAUGUGGUUGCAUGAUACUGCUUCAACUCGUGGUCUCCUUUAUCCACGGGAAUCUGAGUCGCGUGAAGUACGAACGCUGGAUGGCAUUUGGCGAUUUUUGCUAUCAGAUGUUAAUGAUCCCAUGAAGGGUGUGCGCGAUUGUUGGUUCAAAACUGAUUUAGACAAGGUGAGACCCACACGCCCCAUGCCAGUACCUUCAAGUUAUAAUGAUAUUAGUGUCGAUACUAAAUUACGCGACCAUAUUGGAACAGUGUGGUACGAAACAAAAUUUUUUGUACCACAUUCCUGGAACAUGGAUCAACGCAUUUGGCUACGUUUUGGAAGCGUUCAUUAUGCAGCUAUUGUUUGGAUUAACGGGGAAAAAGUAAUGGCACAUUCUAUUGGGCAUUUACCAUUCGAGUCGGAAAUAACUAAUUACGUAAAUUUUGGUGCUGAAAACAGGCUAACUUUAAUUUGCGACAAUACGCUUGUAAAUUCAACAAUUCCACAGGGGACGAUAGUUGAGGAAGAAAGUGACAAUGGUAAGGUUAUGAUUCAACGGUAUACAUUUGAUUUCUUCAAUUAUGCUGGUAUACACCGAACUGUUCAUCUUUAUACCACCCCUGCUGUUUACAUUGAAGAUAUUAAGGUGUCAACAGAUUUGAUUGAGAAUCAUAUAGGGCUUGUUCAUUAUGAAGUAAUCGUAAAUGGGAAUGAAAGAAAAGCUGUUGUUUAUGACCCUCCUAUAGAACCUCUUUAUAUCCAUGUGCAAAUGCGCAAUAAAGAAGGUGAAAUAGUCGCUCAUAGUGUUUCUAAAACAACGUUAAAUGGCACGAUUGUAAUAAAAGACGUUAUGCCCUGGUGGCCAUAUUUGAUGAACCCCGAACCCGGGUAUUUAUAUACUAUGGAAUUAUAUUUGCAUGCUGUUGAUGAAUCUCUGCUUGAUGUAUAUCGUCUGAAAGUCGGCAUUCGCACAUUAAAAUGGAAUAAUUCAACAUUUCUUUUAAACGAUGCUCCGAUUUAUUUACGAGGCUUCGGGAAACACGAGGACUCUGACAUACGAGGAAAAGGAUUUGACUAUGCCUUACUGACGAGGGAUUUUAAUUUGAUAAAAUGGAUUGGAGCAAAUGCUUAUCGUACCUCACAUUAUCCUUAUUCGGAGGAAUCAAUGCAAUUCGCUGAUGAGUUUGGCAUAAUGGUCAUAGAUGAAUGUGCUGGCGUUAAUACAGACAUUUUUGAACCAUUGUUAUUACAAAAUCAUAAAUUCUCAAUUGAACAACUAAUACAUCGAGAUCGGAAUCACGCCAGCGUUAUUAUGUGGUCUAUUGCAAAUGAACCUCGUUCCGGUAAUUCUCAGGCGGAUAAAUAUUUUAAAAUUCUAUCAAAUUAUACAAAGUCGUUGGAUCCUACGAGACCCAUCACGGCCGCUUUAAAUAUUGAGGCGAAAAAAGACAAAUUGGGACAAUAUUUGGAUAUAAUAAGUUUUAAUAGAUAUAACGCAUGGUACCAAAACGCCGGACAAUUGGAUAUGAUUACUAAACAUGUAGUGGAGGAAGCAACACUGUGGCAUGUAAUGCACAAUAAAACUGUUAUAAUGACAGAGUAUGGGGCAGAUACUUAUGAAGGAUUACAUUUUCUUCCAGCAUAUAUUUGGUCGGAGGAUUACCAGCUUUCACUACUCAGCAAGCACUUCAAAGCGUUCGACAACCUAAGAUCUCAAAAGUGGUUUAUUGGAGAAUUUGUAUGGAAUUUUGCUGAUUUCAAAACUGCACAAACAUACACACGCGUUGGAGGUAAUAAGAAAGGAGUAUUUACACGUCAACGCCAGCCAAAAUCGGCCGCGCAUUUACUUCGUCAACGAUACUUUGGUUUGGCUAUUGAAUUAGACCAAUGCGAGCCGCCUCUGGAACUAUUCAAUUACGUUAUACACUGGCAAGAAAGACCACAAUUCAUUCGGAAUUAUGAUGACUUAUAACGAAUAAAUCUAAAAAAAAUAGUUAAAUUAA